AUGGCUGAAUACCUUAAGCACGUCCUAUGCUUCGUACUAACACUGGCGGCUAUCUAUAGUUGUAUGGCAGUGGACUAUGUUGUGUCCAACAAUGCUGAAUCCAGCACUGGUGGUAAGCUAUUUGACAAAAAUGUAGGAGCAGAUUAUGCCAAGCAAACACUGAGCUCUGCUGUGGACUUCACACUGAAGCUCUUUCAGCAGAACACUGUAGGUGACAGGAAGAACGUCCAAAAAAUCAGUAUGAUAGUUGAAAACAUUGAUGGGAUCGCAUAUUGUAGCAACAACGAGAUUCAUGUGAGUGCAAGCUACAUUGAAAGUUACCCUGGGGAUGUAAAAAAGGAGAUUACAGGAUUACUCUAUCAUGAAAUGGCCCAUGCAUGGCAGUGGAACGGAAACGGCCAGGCUCCUUCAGGACUCGUUGAAGGCAUAGCUGAUUUUGUGCGGUUGAAGGCUGGCUAUGCAGCACCCUCCUGGGUUCUGCCAGGGCAUGAUGAUAAUUGGAACCAAGGAUACGAUGUCACAGCUCGAUUUUUAGAUUAUUGCAAUAGCAUAAAAAAUGGCUUUGUUGCCGAUUUAAACAAGAUGAUGAAGACCAGUUACAGUGAGAGCUACUUUACUGAACUGCUAGGGAAGCCAGUAACUCAGCUGUGGAGUGAUUACAAGGCCAAGUAUGGCACCAACUAG
Messenger RNA from Abrus precatorius (Indian licorice), 684 nucleotides. RefSeq lists its product as uncharacterized. The record is from RefSeq and is a predicted model, not a curated record. Bases 1 to 684 code for a protein of 227 amino acids. NCBI's taxonomy places the organism in Eukaryota, Viridiplantae, Streptophyta, Magnoliopsida, Fabales, Fabaceae. The transcript has a single exon.